Exophiala bonariae is the source of this 936-nucleotide messenger RNA. RefSeq lists its product as uncharacterized. Bases 1 to 936 code for a protein of 311 amino acids. Lineage: Eukaryota; Fungi; Ascomycota; Eurotiomycetes; Chaetothyriales; Herpotrichiellaceae. The transcript has a single exon. The record is from RefSeq and is a predicted model, not a curated record. Gene Ontology annotation, molecular function: oxidoreductase activity.
AUGGUUGGCUAUGAGUAUGGCGGGCCGGUGGACUGCAACGUUGAGCUUGAUCUUACCAGUCUCAGAGGCAAAACUGCGAUCGUAACGGGAGGGGCGAAAGGCCUAGGCCAAGCUUACGCUCUUGCUCUCGUUAACGCGGGCUCUACAGUGAUUAUCGCAGAUUUGGACAAGUCCGCUGGACAAUCUUUCGCGGCCCAACAUUCGAGCCAACUUUACUUCGUCCAUUGUAAUGUCCUCAUCUGGGAGGACCAAGUCCGCCUGUUCGCUGAAGCCGCCAGGCUUUCACCAUCAGGCAAGAUCCAUCAUGUUAUUGCAAAUGCGGGCAUCUUCAAAGCCGACGAGGUCUACUCGUAUUCAGAGCAACUGUCCGAGCCCAAUUUGAUCACUACCGACGUUAAUGUCAAAGGUACAUUAUUCACAACUAAGCUCGCUAUGCAUUAUUUCAUCAAACAGAAUGGAACAACGCCGUCGCUGUCUCAGGAAGAUACAAGCUUAGUUAUCAUUAGCUCUGGAGCAGGGAUCUACGAUUGUAUACGGAUGCCGGAGUACUGCGCCUCAAAAUGGGCAGUUCGUGGAAUCAUGCAUGGCCUACGGCGCACAGCCCACUUCUAUGGAAGCCGAGUUAAUAUGAUCAGCCCCUAUUAUGUGGAGACGACUGUACUACCCAAAAAAGUUUACGAGUACAUUAGAGGCAAAGGUAUAGAUUUCGCUACCUUGGAGGACGCGGGUCAGUGUUUACUGCGGCUACUCAGUGACCCGGCUAUUAAUGGUCAUUCAUUGUUCAUUGCGCCACGAAAGUGGGCUCCUCGGGGAUAUAUGGAUUUGGAUUUGGAGGACACAGAGGGUACAGCAUUGUUAAAAGAGAUCCAAAUUGAGCAGAUGAUUAGUGAGCCCGUUGAUUCAGGUCUGUUCCCAGAGGUGCGGCUAUACAUGUAA